Molecule: messenger RNA, 717 nt
Organism: Purpureocillium takamizusanense
Lineage: Eukaryota; Fungi; Ascomycota; Sordariomycetes; Hypocreales; Ophiocordycipitaceae
Exons: 3
Coding region: 1-717 (238 amino acids)
Cellular component (GO): endosome
Molecular function (GO): phosphatidylinositol-3-phosphate binding
Source: RefSeq, a predicted model, not a curated record
AUGGCGUCGGCGGUAGACACGGAUGCGCGACGAGCGCCCGGCGGCAGCGACCGCGACGCCGAGACACCGGCCACCUCCGCCAGCGACGCACCGCCAGCACCGGGCGGCCAGCUCACCACCGGCACCACCGGCAGCGGCGGCGGCCAUGGCAACGACGGCAAUGACUGCCACGACGACGACGAAGACAAUGGGCACGUUUCGACAUCGAUGAUGUCGCCGGCGUCGGCCACGUCGCCGCCGUACUGGCUCAACUCAAGCAUCCACCAGCACCAGCGGAGCGUCUCGAGCCUGUCGGCCGACUCGCUGCCCGCCGGCGCCAUCACGUUGCGCGACAACGACACGAGCGAGCACAACGACCGCAACGACGCCUGCUGGGCCAAGAGCGUCGAGAUUGUCGACUAUACCGUCGUCAACGGCAGCGCGACCAACAUUGGCGCCUUUGUCGUGUGGAUCGUGCGCGUCGAGACGCUCAACGGCAGCUACAUGAACAUACGGAAGCGCUACUCCGAGUUUGACGACCUGCGCCGGCGGCUCAUGCAGUCGUUCCCGGGCUUCGGCGCCGCGGUGCCGGAGCUGCCGCCCAAGAGCGUCAUCUCCAAGUUCCGGCCCAAGUUUCUCGAAAAGCGGCGGGCGGGCCUGCAGUAUUUCCUCAAUUGCAUUAUGUUGAACCCUGAGUUUUCGGGCUCGCCGGUCCUCAAAGAGUUUUUGUUUUCAUGA